This is a messenger RNA of Bursaphelenchus xylophilus (pine wood nematode), 2272 nucleotides long. NCBI's taxonomy places the organism in Eukaryota, Metazoa, Nematoda, Chromadorea, Rhabditida, Aphelenchoididae. The record is from the annotation of a GenBank genome assembly.
AUGGCAGCUUUUCAGAAAUUCCGAAAAUUCCUGAUGAUGAAUCUUGCGAGUGAGCGCUUCGAUGAAGCCGGAAAGCCGCUGAGACGUCUAAGACUCCAUCCGGAAGUCGCUGAUUCAUUCCUUACCCAUUAUUUGAAUGCCGAAGUCUUGCCAAAUCAUCUUCCAAUCUGCCGAUAUGCGGUAAGCCCAAGGAGAAUAUAAAUUGAAUUUUUGGGGAAAAGCCAAAGAGAGUUGGGGAAAAAGAGCUAGUUAGAGGGUUAAAUGGUCUUUAUGUUCUUUGGAGAUCCAAAAAUUAUUUAUGUCCUGAGGCGUUUUAGCUUAGAAAAUACGAUUUUCCGAAGAAUUUGCUCGAUUUUGGCAAAAUUUUUGGUAUUUUCUCAUUUUUUUUUAAAUUUUUUGCUAUCGCCAGCAGUUCUACAUUAUGGAUUAUCCGUUUUCAGCUGACCAGUCGCUUCUGCCAACGUCUGCUCGCCCGAAAAUUGGAGAAACUCCGGCUGGAGCACUUCAACUUUGACACUUUUGCCUUCCAUCUGACCAAGAUCUCCGCCCCGACGAUCUGGAUCUCCGUCAACAAAACGUUGGCCCUUCUUCGCCUCCUCAACCUCAAAAACACCGUCUACGAGACGUCGGCGGACGGCUCGUUGGCUCUUACCAAAGCCCUGAUCUCGGUUCUGAAGGGCACAGUGCGCGCGCUGACGCUGAAAAACGCGUACAUUUCGAACAUGUGGGAGAGCACCAACAACUCGUUGCUGUUUCUGCGCGAAUUCGCCGGCACAAUGGAGCGAUUACAGUGUGAUCCGAGGUUUCUGGGAUUCGAGAUGGUGCCGAAAUUGAGGUUGGACUUGUUCAAACCCAAGGUGUCGGAUGCUGAUUUGAUGGAGAUGGAGAUGAGGGUACCUGAUGAGAAUCGGUCCGGAUUUGAGACUGGUAAGUCUUUCAGCUUCGUUAUUUUUUAUAAAAAUGCUUUUUGAAAAACUUUUUUAACAUAGCAAGAGAAGUACCCAAAGUGCGACGUUCAGAUUUUCUUUAAAUUUUGCACACACGUCGCUCAUGAACUAAGUAUCAAUUCCUGAAAGUUUUAGCUCGCGCUUUGCGGGCGCCGCCGAGUUAUUGAACGAUCUUUGCCGCCGAGAGAGCACGCUAAACGUGGAGAGCGGAGAGAAAAACACUUUUUUGGCCAUAACUUUGGCAGUUUUGCGAGGAAAAAUUUAAUUUUUUGUGGAAACAUUACACUUUAUGAUAGAAAUAGGCAUGAAACUUUUCGUGCCGAAAUUCGGCAAAAAGUCUGAAAUUUUCAUCAACUUUUCACCGAAAAAUCUCGGCUGUUUCUGCAAAGCGCGAGCUAGGAUUCUCGCAUAUGUUUUAGAAAAAAAUUUGCUAAAUUUGUGCCAAGUUUCAUCAAGAUCUGAGCGUCGGACUUGGGGUACUUCCUCUGUUAAUAGAACUGAAUAUUUUUAUUCAAUACAUAUUGCUAUGUCGGGAAAAUAAUAAGCACUCUGUCGGAGCCAAAAAAAUCUACCGAGAAAAUGAAUUUUGUCACGACAAAAUCAAAUUUCCUUUCAGUUCAGCGACGCUAUCGGCGCAACGACAAUAUGGUCAUUAUUUUCCCGACAAACUGAUAAAAACUCAAAUUUUUUCGAAAAUCAGCCUAAAUUUUUUGUGAUAGACGCUAGCUGACUAAUCCCACCUUUCUUCAGAGAUUCUCCGUUGCACUCUCCGCCACAACAUCACUACGCUCGAUCUGGACGCCGACUCCAAGCCCUUCUUCACGGUGGAUCCCCGCAAUCCGCCGAUCGCGCCCAACCACGACCUCCUCAACCUCAAGUUCCAUUGCGCCACCGGCCAAACCUAUCGCGCCUUCGACUUUUUCCGCCGCUUCAAGUGCGUGGCGCCGAAUUUGGCGCGGCUCGAGGUGGAGUUCGCGGUGAAGCGCGAGUUCUCCGCGGACAUCUCGCAGAAAUCGGCCGCGUUCUGGCAACAGCUCAUGAGUUUCGUCGACGAAUCUCGAGCAUCGAUGGAGGGACUCGUCAUCUCGGCAACGUUGUGUUUUGUCGAUGAUACCGACUUCGAAGUCGGCUGGAUUUCGAAGUUCAAACGGAUGGUGGACCAACAAGUUGAGGUCCGAAGAAACGAGAACGUCCGGCUCGACCACUCGCUGAUUUUCGCCGACCACUUUGCUCAUGUUGAGCUGCGUGUUCUGGAGAACCAACAGAACGUCAUGCUACCGGUUGAGGCCGAGGUUCAAACCGAAAAAGAUGGAUUUGUAUAUUAG